AUGAACCAGGAUGAAGUGGCGAAGGCGCUGUUGGGCAUGGCGGAAGCGCUGAGAACUCAGGACCCGCCAAAACUCAAAAUGGCUAUUAAAUGUGCAAGAAGCGCUGUAAAACUGGACACAAACGACGAAACGAGGGCUCGAUGCAAUUUGCAGCUCGGAAAAUUGCUCUUUUUCUAUACAGAGAAUUUCGACCUAGCCCGCAAUCAUUUGCAGUUGGCGUACGACAAAAUGACACAAAUGGGCGAUUUCGCUGCUCGGGAGCGAAUGCACGCUAUUUCGAUGAUUGCCGAUCUUUAUAUUCACUACCAAAACUGGCCGGCUCGACCGAUUAAAGACGCGCUAAAACACGAGAUUCUGCAUACACGUGGAUUCCAGACGCUCACCAAUAAGCUCCUGUUUCAAUUGAUUUUUUUAGCACUGGAAGCGGAUCCAGCAGACAAGGCUCAUCUGGAAGUGAUCAAAGAUUUUUUCGUUUGUACAAAGCUGGCCUACAUGUUUUAUCAAGGCAAAUCGCGAACGUCCAGACAACUUUUGAGACAAAUUCAAAAGCAACAGACGAGUGGAGAGACGACAAUUCAGGGGAUCAGAUGGCUGGGCGAAGCGUCGAUGACCCUGUUCGCAUGCGUAAUGAACAUCACCUCAGCGUUGGUUCAAUCGAAUCCGGGUCGACUGGAGAAAUAUUUCAAUUUAGUCGUGAAACAUGCGGAUGACGCCAUCUACAAGUACACACGAACACCNCAGGAGCCGGGUGUCGUUCGAUGUAUCAAUAUGAUCAAAAUGACGACGUUGGAGAUGAUGGCUUGCUGUAAUGUGAUGGCGUGUCGACCAGAACAGACACUGUCGAAUGUUCGGGAUAUGCUGGAGAUGUGUAAUCGAUCCAGUGGACCGCUGUUGUAUCGAUUCUAUGCACCACAUAUUCAGUAUAUUUUGUAUCAUUUUGGAGCUCUUGAGUUUUUCUACCAUACUCAAUUCAGUUGGUUCCAAAAUAUUGGAGGUCUCCAAUGUUGUUAUUUCCAUCAAUACGACUACGCGGAGAAGCAUUUCGUCUCGGCGCUGAAUUUCAUUAAUCCAGACGACACCAUGUCGCAUAAUAAGAUUGCUUUCAUCAAUUUGAAUUUGGCAUGGACGUAUUUGAAUCAGUUGAAAAUGGCGGAUUAUUAUGAAGUCGCUGAGAGACUAACAGCCCCAAAAAUCGCGGGAUGCUCACAGAUGCUGAAGAGCAACUGGUUCGACGGCGACCCAUUCAAGCUGCUGCCCCGUGACGACGCUUCGCUUCUACUCUAA
Caenorhabditis briggsae is the source of this 1284-nucleotide messenger RNA. It is a transcript of the gene Cbr-mau-2, whose product is annotated as Protein CBR-MAU-2. Gene Ontology annotation, molecular function: double-stranded DNA binding; protein binding. The transcript has 10 exons. Gene Ontology annotation, biological process: mitotic sister chromatid cohesion; maintenance of mitotic sister chromatid cohesion. Bases 1 to 1284 code for a protein of 427 amino acids. The record is from RefSeq and is a predicted model, not a curated record. Gene Ontology annotation, cellular component: chromatin; SMC loading complex. NCBI's taxonomy places the organism in Eukaryota, Metazoa, Nematoda, Chromadorea, Rhabditida, Rhabditidae.